Molecule: messenger RNA, 728 nt
Organism: Rhipicephalus sanguineus (brown dog tick)
Lineage: Eukaryota; Metazoa; Arthropoda; Arachnida; Ixodida; Ixodidae
Product: sodium-dependent phosphate transport protein 2C-like
Exons: 2
Coding region: 1-702 (233 amino acids)
Biological process (GO): sodium-dependent phosphate transport
Cellular component (GO): membrane
Molecular function (GO): sodium:phosphate symporter activity
Source: RefSeq, a predicted model, not a curated record
AUGAACCCAUCCAUCCAGGGCCUGCUGGAGGGCUACGCCUGCCUCUGCCUGGGCUUGCUGGCCACCCUGGUGAUGCAGAGCAGCACGGCGCUCAGCUCGGCCCUGGCACUCGUCGCCGCAUCGGCGGGCGACCGCGUGGCCGGCCUGCACCGCGCCUACCCUGUGCUCGUCGGCGCCAACAUCGGCACCACCAGCACGGGCUUGCUGGCGGCGCUCGCGGGCGAUCCCACUCCCGACACCCUGCAGCUGGCGCUGUGCCACAGCUUCUUCAACGUGUACGGCGCGCUGCUCUUCUACCCGGUGCCGUUCAUGCGGUUCCCGCUGCCGCUGGCGCAGCUCAUCGCCGCCACGGCCGCCCAGUACCGCUGGUUCGCCGUCGCCUACCUGCUGCUCGUGUUCAUCACGCUGCCGCUGCUCGCUCUCGUCCUCUCGUUCGCCGGCAGCACGCUCUUCAGCACCGUGGGCGUGCCGCUACUGCUGGUCGCGCUGUUACUGGUGGCGCUGAACAUGGCCCAGCGACACCGGCCUCGCUGGCUGCCGCCGUUCCUUCGAUCCUGGUCCUGGCUGCCCCUGUGGAUGCACUCGUUGGCGCCUCUGGACGCGCUGCUCGAGGAGCACGUGCUCAGACGCUGGCGCUUGCUGGACGCCUUCCUCGGACCACCGCCGCUGCCCGUUGCGUCCAUCGCCUCACAGCGAGAGUGACCCUGCGCAGCCACUGCAACGAGGCA